GCGCGUAGGUUUGAGCCAAACUCAGCGUUAACUGUGAGUGUGUGCUGUGAUCAAAAAUUCCUGUGUAGAUAGGAUUAACUGGUACCGUGCCGUACAAGUUCCGAUAUAAACCAUAAGAAUGUUGCUGCAUACCUGCGAGUCCCGAGAAAUCUGAAAUGGUAGUAGAGGUGCAUCGUAAGCACUUAUAGCGCACAAUUCGUACUGACUAUGGUGGAAGGCAAGAAGCACCACCAUCACGGCGUAGCGCACCGACCCCAUGAUGCCGCCACCUCCGACGACCCGGACCCGGUCAAACAGCGCCAGCGCCACUACUCGAUGAAAGUGGUGACGCAUGUCGGAUCCAAGGAGCACAUCGAGUGGGGCUGGUCGGCGUACGAACAACGGCGGCGGCGCAGCCAUCUCUUCCGUCUGUGGGACGGGUUCAUCGCUGGUCUCGCUAUCUUGCAGUUUACUUUAAUCAGCACACAGGCUACCUUUGCGCCUUUCAUGGACUCCCUGCUAGCCAUAACGUACGUGCUGGAUGUAUGUAAUGUCAUCGAUAUCUGUGUCAGUGUGGUUAAGCGCUACAAGAUGGACCAGCGGAACGUGGAACUGCGAAAGGGCAACUCCAAACUGGACGCCUAUCUAUGGUCGUGGUUCAUGGUGGAUCUGCUGAGUGUGGCGCCCUUGGAGGCACUGUCUAUCACUGUGUCCGAGCAGAUGAAGAUGCCGUUUCUAGCCUUCCUGCGGUGCAAUCGCCUGCUGUGUGGAUACAAGACAUUUCGGUUUCUUAAUGCGCUGGAGGCCGAAGUGGGCGCCUCAUUCGUAACGAUCCGCGCCGCCUAUUACACCAUUCUCUCGUGGUUGAUGCUGCACAUCACGGCCUGUAUCUGGUUCCUGAUCCCCUGCCACGACUGGAGCGAAGUUCAAGACGGGAUGCCCCUGUGCACGGCGCCAUCAUGGGUGUUCAGCGGCGCUGAUCCGCUCAACGGAACCUCUUUGUACGGUCCGGAGAGCGCCCCCUCGCCCAAUAAAAACAUAUACGCUGGCUGCUUCGAUCACGGCCUUGGAGGACCGGAAUCAGGAUACGUGCGGCUGAACGCCACGGUUGGGGAGAAAUACUACUACUCCAUCUAUUGGGCGGUCAUGACCACCACCAGCGUCGGGUUAGGUGAAGUGCACGCCAUAACCUUUCCGGAAAUGGUCUUCUCUGUUGUCGCUCAGUUGGCAGGGAUGAUUGUCUUAUUUGGGAUCAUUCAGGGCGGGAUUACGUCUAUGUUGACCAACUUCGACACCAUUCAGUUUCGCUAUAAGCACCGGGUGGCGGCCAUCACGCAGUACCUGCGCGAUCAGAAUCAGUCCACGGAGUUGGUACGGAAUGUGACGGAUUUUUACGAUUAUCUGUGGAAGCGGAGUAAAGGCAUGAGCAGUUCGGGCCUGUUUGAUCAACUGCCGUUUGCACUGCGAUCAGAAAUUGCUAUGGAAUUAAGCGGGCGUAUCAUUGAUAAGUCACCUUUAUUUCAGGAUAUCAGCGCGAGUUUUCUCCGAAUGCUCAGCCUGAAGUUUCGCCCGAUGUUGGCGCUACCCAAGGAGACAAUCAUGAAGAAAGGUGAUUUAAGCGACCUAAUGGUGUACAUCCAGAAUGGUGAACUGGAAGUGUUAAGCGAUGACGAAACCGAAGUGCCGGUGAUACUGUUCAAACCAGGCAAACUAUUCGGCGAAAUCAACCUGAUCACCCGAAUGCCCAGAAAAUUCACCGUACGCGCUAUUGCCCACUGCGACCUCGUAGUACUGCGAACGGAAGAUCUAAUGGACUGUUUACAAUCAUAUCCUGAUAUUGCCGAUGAAUUGCGGCAAAGAGCGGAAGAGCGAACAGGCGUCGCGCAGCAGAAAGUGGAAGAAGGCUUACUGGCUCACACGGACAAUCAUGAAGCCGUCAAGCGCAAGAAACAGCAGAAAGAACUCGCCGCCAAGAUGGAAGAACUGAAAGCCGAGAUGGGCAUCAAUCUCCGGCCGUUGAUGACGGCCCUUAACAUCGACCGCCCCCAGGAAACGCUGAAGGUGUCCAACUCCAUGGAGCUCUUCAAGAUUCGCGACCCCAUGGACGAGAUGGUGGAGUACAAUAUGGGCUCAUUCAGUCGGCGGCUAAUCUCCCGUUAUCACCGACUCAAAAUUGCAUUCUUCGAGCUGAGCAUCGAUCCCGAUGGGCUGUUCUAUUAUUUUUGGCAGCGCAUGAUGCUGUUCCUGGUGCUGGUGACGUUUUUUCUCUAUACGUACGUCGGGUUCUUCCAGAGCUACAAUCAGCUGGUAACGACACCGGUCGGAAUGGUGAUUCUUGCCAUGAGCUACAUCGUGGACAUUGUGUUUAUGGUGGAUUAUGGGUUCAAGUUUGUCACACAGAUCGUGACAGCCAAUGGAAAGAUCACCGAGCAUAAGGCCAUGGCGCGCGCUUAUAUGAAUACCUGGGGGUGCUACACGGACUUUCUGGCUGUUCUGCCGCUGGACGUUUUCGCCCCUAUCGGCAUCGCCAGCAACACCCAGUGGUCCUUGCUCAGUUAUCUGAAACUGAACCGCAUCCUGCGUGUUCUGACCCUGCCGCGCUUCUUCGACCAGAUGACAGCCAACCUCGACACUUCCACUGCCUCCGUCCGCAUCGUAAAGUUCAUGCUGUAUAUCGCGCUGGCCACGCAGAUCUGCACGGUGCUUCUUUUCCUCAGCGCUUGCUCACCGGAACGUUGCGCCGAUGACCCCAAGUACAGUUGGCCGCCGGCCGUCCCGCCCAAUAUCAGCAACACUGACUCACCGGCGGAUUACCGCUACACCUCCGCAUUAUACUUUGCCGUCACUAUGAUGACCACCAUUGGGUACGGUGAUCUGUAUCCGCAUUCGCUCAUUGAACAGCUGGUGUGCAAUGUCGUCAUGAUCGCCGGGGUGCUGAUGUACGGUUACUGCCUGGCGGUGCUGACGGCAACGAUAGCCAACAUGGAUGCACCGCGGGUGGAAUUUCAAGAUCGCCUGUUCGCCAUGAUGAAAUUCAUGGAGUACAACAAACUGGCGCGUAUUGUCCAGGAUCGAGCCAUUGAUUCUGUGGCGCUGCUGUGGACCAUGAGCAAAGGUGAAGAAAUCCCGGGAGUGAAAAACAUGUGUGAGGAUAUGCCGGAGCACCUAACCGAAGAGAUUCAGGUUGACGAUCUUAUCCAUUUGGUGGCCGGUGUACCUAUCUUCAAAAAUAUCGAAGAGCGGAUUCUGAAGAACUUUGCGCCCGCGGUGCGCCGGUACCUCUUCCCGCCAGGUGAAUACAUAAUCCAAGCGGGUGACCUCAUCGAUGAGCUAUUCGUCAUCCGGCGGGGAUUCUGCAGCAUGUUCCACCCGGAGCAGCAAGGUGUGUGCAUCGGCAUCCUGCAUCCGCGGAUGUACUUUGGAGAGAUUGGUUUCAUCUUCAAUCGCAAUGAAAUUAUCAGCGUCAAGACAAUCACGCACUGCGAAGUUCUGGCUAUACCGCGACCGGCGUUUGACUACGUGGCGACCAGUGUGGAGUGGCUGCAGCAUCAGAUGAAUCGCAUUUCAGAGGAUGGCGAUUAUUAUGAAAACCUCGUGGAAGCAGCCAAGCAAGCCAAACCCUACGCCAAGAAGCGAAAACAGCAGUCCCCGACCCGCCUGACCGACAGCGAGAAACGCAAACUGCAUUUUCGCGAGGACCUUAACGCAGUACACGUGUCGCGAUGGGCGGCGUAUCUGACGCGACUGCUGAUGUCGUACACCGUGCCUAUGGAUGGGACUUUCCUCUUGGUGUGGGAGCGCAUUCGGCUGGCCGAAUGCCUUUUGCUCUUUGUCCUGUCCAUGGUACAGACCGCAUUCCAAAUUGAUGAUUGGUUCUAUUUCGGCGUGCUGUACGCGCUGGAUCUCUACGCGAUCACUGAUUUGUAUUUGAAAUUCCACAUCCAGUACGCCAAUGAUAUGAACAUUGUGGUGACGCAUCCACUGAUGACCGCGAAGCGUUACCUGAGUUCCACUUUUUUUAUGGAUUUCAUAGCGUUAUUUCCUUUUGAAUUCUUCAUGCUCCUGGUGCCGGAUGGACUAAGUCGUGCGGAGAUCCUGCACUGGGUUAUGUACUGCCGAUUAAAUCGCUGUCUGCAGAUUUACCGCAUCCCUCUGGCCUUCUCCUUCAUGGAAGCCGACAUAAAGGUGGACACGUCAUCGUUACUCCUGAAGAAAUACUGCAUUUAUUUCAUUGUUUUUAUUACCUUCAUCACUUGCAUUCCGGUCACGCUGGAGUGUCUGCCCAAUAAAUGUGCAAUAACGUCCGCGGGAUGCUAUUUCAAAAUUCAGAACAAGACCCAGUCCGACCUGAACAUUCAGCUGGACAUCGAUUUCCCCGACUACAUCGACGAUAUUAGCACUGUAGGGCUCACACGCCGUCCUUGGACAUCGCACUUUACCCGGCACAGCGACUUGUCACGGGUCAAACGCCAAGCGGUCACGAGCCCGGCCCCAGACGCUGACGGUUACAUUAACCUGGACACUUCACUCGUGUGCCUUGGCCAGUGUUUCUUGCACAAUGGCGGCAUCGACGAGACUACCGACAACUGGACACGUUUUGUCGCUAGUUUUUACUGGGCGGUGACGACCACGACGAGCACCGGCUAUGGUGACCUUUACGCUACUAAUCAAUUGGAGCAGGUGGUGUUCCUUUUCUCCAUGAUUUCCGGGAAUAUAUUUUACGGGUACAUUGUGGCUAGCAUUGCGGCGGCGCAGGCCAAUAGUGAUGCGCAACGUUCACGGUUUUUUGAGAGAUUGGUGGCGGUCAAGCAGUAUAUGCUGCAUGAACGGCUGGGAAAAAACCUACGAAAAAGAGUGGUCAAGUAUUAUGAAUAUUUGUGGAUGAGGACACACGGCGUUGAUCCGCAGACUCUGAUCGUCGGCCUUCCGCCGUCCCUCACCGGGGAACUGGCACUGCAGCUGUACAAAAAGGUCAUCGAGCAGAUUCAGAUCUUUAAGAACACUCCCGCUGGGUUCAAAAAGAUGUUGGCGGCCAUAAUCCGUCCGCUGUAUAUUAUUGAAGGCGAGUAUGUAAUCCGCUGCGGCGACAUCGGUGCUGAUCUGUUCUUCCUGUACCGCGGCACCAUGGACCUCAUUUAUACCAACGGCGAGGUCUCCCCUGCCAUUGUCCGCUCUGGCCGUAUCCUGGGUGAGGUGGCCUUUCUUACCAAUCAAAAAGCAAAUACCAGCUACCGAGCACGUGAGAACAGCGACCUAUACUUCAUCACCAAGAACGACUUCGACAUCGUCCUGGAGCACUUCCCAGAAGUCCGAGAACGCCUGAUGGAUGAGGCUAAGGAGAGCAUGGAACGGGAAACAGAAAACCAGCUACUAUUUGAAAAGCGGCCGCAUAAGAAGACCCUGCAGAAUUCCCUGAUCUACCGCCCACCCGAGACGGUACCACUCCGAGACCGCCUGGAUAAGGCCGUCCGCCAUAUUUUCCGCCCAGACGACAAAUUUAUUCGCUACUUUAGCAAAUUCAGUAUGAUGGGGCUACGGACGGUUUCGGUGAUGCUGAUCUUAUUCCAGCCGUCCUUUAACAGCUACGGCAUGGAGUUAUACGCAGCCAACUACAUUCUCGAAGUGGUAUUCCUCUUCAACAUCAUUCUGACUCUAAAAACCGGGUUUCUGGAUGAAUUCGGCAACGAGGUGAUGAUCCCGGUGUCCAUUCGGCAGCGAUACUUGCGCAGCCGCAAUGGCCUUCUCCUGGACUGUUUCGCCUGUUGUCCUUAUGAAAUCUUCGCGUUGACGGCGCCCGGGGAGAUCCAGCCUCAAAUCUGGGGCUAUCUACGGUUAUUACGCAUACCGGCGCGAUUGUUGCGCAUUCAAGAGUUCUUUAAGAACUGGUUGAGCGAACUGGACAUUAACAUGCUAACGGUGCGGUUAACGUUUUCCUUUACGCAAUUGGCGCUGUGGUUGCACUUUUUUACGGGAGUCGCGUAUUAUAUCGCUUGCCCGCACGGAUACUGUAAUCCGCAAUCGUGGAUUAAGAAUACGCUGCUGGUGUAUAACCAUACGGCAGAACAAGCGUAUGUGACGUCAUUUUAUUGGGUGGCCAACACAGCGACUAGUACCGGGUACGGCGACAUCAUUCCGCCCACUAAUUUAUCCAGGAUUUUUUCCUGCAUCGUCCAGAUUGUAGGAAAAUGCCUGUUUGGUUUCAUUAUCGGCGAUAUUGCCUCGGCGCUAGCCAAUGCUGAAAUCAGUCGGCAGAACUUUGAGAGCCAGUUUCAAGCGAUAAAAACAUAUCUUCUGGAUCAGCAUGCCAGUAAACCCAUCAUCGAUCGCGUACAGAACUACUUUAACUAUCUAUGGAUAAUCAGUCGUGGCAUCAAUGACAUUGCCUCUGUUCUCAGUGACGCUCCCUUCUGCCUGCGAACGGAAAUUGGUUUCGCUGUACACAACCGCGACUUGCGACAAUUGCCGCUGUUUCGUGAUGCGUCGGACGCCUUCAUCCGUAUGGUUAGCGCCCACCUACACCAAGUGCAGUUCGUCCCGGGAGAUUUCAUUAUUCAACAGGGCGAUCUGGUGCAGGAGAUCUACUUCCUGCAUCGCGGCGAGGCCGUCGAGGUGGAGACGGGAGUAGAGAUUGGGGUCAUCCGGCACGGCAGCCACAUUAACUGGCAGGCGGUCCUGAUCGACUGGCCGGCAUCGCGAACGGUGCGUGCCACCGACAACUGUGAGGUUUACGUUCUGUCCCGUGCCGAUCUGGAGAAGGUGGUUCAGAAGUUCCAGAUGGAAAUGGCAAAUGUCUGCACCACAACGAGGACACGAUUAAGAGAUUUGCUGGAGGAAGAGCAUGCCGAGCUGGACUAAUGUUGGAUAAAGAGCUCGACUGAAUGGUGGUGAUAACACGUUUUGAAUUUGGUUGGUUUGCAGGCGUUUGCAAAAUGGUUGUAUGAUUUGAUCCGGCGCGAGCAACGAACAUGCGAAACUUGUUUUACUAUAUUCUUCAGUCUCGAUCAAACAGUAAUGGUAUUACUUAAAGUAGGUCGAGUUCAUUUAUUGUUAGCCUAAAAUCUGAGUGAAAUAUUAAUUAUUGUCUUGGAAAUAAGAUUUGGUCGGCUUUCCGCUUACAAACAGCCGUGAAGAGGACGAAUUAAACAUUAAU
This is a messenger RNA of Paramacrobiotus metropolitanus, 7129 nucleotides long. RefSeq lists its product as uncharacterized. Lineage: Eukaryota; Metazoa; Tardigrada; Eutardigrada; Parachela; Macrobiotidae. Bases 208 to 6834 code for a protein of 2208 amino acids. Gene Ontology annotation, cellular component: membrane. The transcript has 15 exons. The record is from RefSeq and is a predicted model, not a curated record. Gene Ontology annotation, biological process: potassium ion transport; transmembrane transport. Gene Ontology annotation, molecular function: protein-containing complex binding; voltage-gated potassium channel activity.